AUGAAUGUAAGGAAUGUGGAAAGGCUUUUGGUCGUGGCUCACACCUCACUCUACACCAGAGAAUUCAUACUGGAGAGAAACCCUAGGAAUGCAAAGAAUGUAGAAAAGCUUUCAGUUACCACUCAUCCCUCCUUUGAUAUGAAAAAACACAUGCUAAAGGAAAACCGCUAUGAAUAUAAAGACUGUGGGAAGGCUUUUAGCAACAGCUCAAUUCUUAAGGGACAUCAAAGAGUUUACAGUGGAGAAAGACCCUAUGAAUGUGGGAAACGUGGGAAAGCCUUCCAUCACCACUCAAUCCUUACUCAACAUCAGAGAAUUCACACUGGAGAAAGACCCUAUGAAUGUAACAAUUGUAAUAAAGCCUUCCGUUAUCAUUCACAUCUUAUUGGACAUCAAAAAAUUCAUUCCAGAGCAAACCUCUUUGAAUGUAAGGAAUGUAGACAGUCCUUUAGUCAUAACAGAGAACUUUCACACUAUCAAUGA
This is a messenger RNA of Enhydra lutris kenyoni (northern sea otter), 483 nucleotides long. Its product is annotated as zinc finger protein 570. The transcript has a single exon. The record is from RefSeq and is a predicted model, not a curated record. Gene Ontology annotation, biological process: regulation of transcription by RNA polymerase II. Gene Ontology annotation, molecular function: RNA polymerase II cis-regulatory region sequence-specific DNA binding; DNA-binding transcription factor activity, RNA polymerase II-specific. Lineage: Eukaryota; Metazoa; Chordata; Mammalia; Carnivora; Mustelidae. Bases 1 to 483 code for a protein of 160 amino acids.